Equus quagga is the source of this 1932-nucleotide messenger RNA. Its product is annotated as probable UDP-sugar transporter protein SLC35A4. Gene Ontology annotation, molecular function: pyrimidine nucleotide-sugar transmembrane transporter activity. The transcript has a single exon. Bases 15 to 989 code for a protein of 324 amino acids. Gene Ontology annotation, cellular component: Golgi membrane. The record is from RefSeq and is a predicted model, not a curated record. Gene Ontology annotation, biological process: pyrimidine nucleotide-sugar transmembrane transport. Lineage: Eukaryota; Metazoa; Chordata; Mammalia; Perissodactyla; Equidae.
GGUCUGGUGUGGGCAUGAGUGUAGAGGAUGGGGGUAUGCCAGGCCUGGGCCGUCCCAGACAGGCCCGCUGGACCCUGAUGCUACUCCUGUCCACUGCUAUGUAUGGUGCCCAUGCCCCAUUGUUGGCACUGUGCCGUGUGGACGGCCGAGUGCCCUUCCGGCCCUCCUCAGCUGUGCUGCUGACUGAGCUGACCAAGCUGCUCUUGUGUACCUUUCCUUUCCUGGUGGGCUGGCAGGCAUGGCCCCGGGGGGCCCCACCCUGGCGCCAGGCUGUCCCCUUUGCACUAUCAGCCCUGCUCUACGGCGCUAACAACAACCUGGUGAUCUAUCUUCAACGUUACAUGGACCCCAGCACCUACCAAGUACUGAGCAAUCUCAAGAUUGGAAGCACGGCCCUGUUCUACUGCCUCUGCCUCCGACACCGCCUCUCUGCACGCCAGGGCUUAGCACUGCUGCUGCUCAUGGCAGCAGGGGUCUGCUAUGCAGCUGGUGGCCUCCAGAACCCUGGGAACCUCCCUUCUGGGCCCCCUCCAGCAGCUGCUGCCAGCCCCAUGCCCCUGCAUAUCACUCCACUAGGACUGCUGCUCCUCGUCGUGUACUGCCUCAUCUCAGGCUUGUCAUCCGUGUACACAGAACUGCUCAUGAAGCGGCAGCGGCUACCCUUAGCCCUUCAGAACCUUUUCCUCUACACCUUUGGUGUGCUCCUGAACCUAGGUCUGCAUGCAGGUGGCGGCCCCGGCCCAGGCCUCCUGGAGGGUUUCUCAGGAUGGGCAGCACUCGUGGUGCUGAGCCAGGCACUAAAUGGACUGCUCAUGUCAGCCGUCAUGAAGCAUGGCAGCAGCAUCACACGGCUCUUUGUUGUGUCCUGCUCACUAGUGGUCAAUGCCAUGCUCUCAGCAGCCCUGCUGCGGCUACAGCUCACAGCUGCCUUCUUCCUGGCCACGCUGCUCAUUGGCCUGGCUGUGCGCCUGUACUAUGGCAGCCGCUAGUCCCUGACCACCUCUACCCUGACUCCUGACCCUGUAGAUUGGACGCCACCCUCAGAGUCACCUCCCAGCCCUCCCCACCUCUCACCUCAGCAGCCCUGUAACAAGUGCCUUGUGAGAAAAGCUGGGGAAGUGAGAGCAGCUGGGUUAGUCUCUAGAGGUGGGUGGGUGAAGGCAUACCCCUGGGAGACUUGAAGAGUGGGUUUGGUUAAGUAAACGCUUAACCCCCCCAAGUUCUUCCAGACCAAGGAAUUGGAGGAGCGUCAAUACCUAGACCUGAGAAAUGACCCCAUCCCUGAUGGAGAAGAUUCCCUGCCUCAUCCUGCAUGAAUGCAAUUGCUUAAAGUGGGGCAGAGCCAACAGUUGGCUUUCCUUGCCUAGGAAACCCACUGCCCCCAGGCUUGGUGCUGGCUGCCAUGGCCCAGCUAUGGUGCAUGACUACCCUAUAGGGAUACUCACCUCCCACUGUCAUGCAGGAUAGCCCAGUUGCCACAGAUUACACACCAUCACCCAGGCCACUCUGCCUAGCUGCCGUAGCUCCAGGAGCACCUGGAGACAAUGCCCCCUGCUCCCUCCCACAGUGCUGCUCUCCACAGCCAGCCUUUGUUCUGGAAACCCCAGAGUGGGCUGGGGCUUGACUCAUCUCAGGGAAUGUUGCCCCUGGGCCCUGGCUUAAGUCUACACUCCUGACCCCUCUGCUCAUCCCAAGGGCCCUCUUGAAGCCAACUGUCCCCUCUGUGGCUCCUAGGAGGUACCAUCCUUCCCCCCGGGUCCUGCCCCAGCGUAGCAGUUGUCCCAGCCCCCAACAGCCUAGGGAAGCUCGACACAGAGUGACCUGGGACCAGGCACAGGGAAACUUGUAUAGCUCAAUCACUGUCUCUAACUGCGUAAGCAAUAAGAUAUUAAUAAAGUGUUCUGGGGUGUAGGUGGUACCUACAAUCGACCA